Molecule: messenger RNA, 1224 nt
Organism: Linnemannia hyalina
Lineage: Eukaryota; Fungi; Mortierellomycota; Mortierellomycetes; Mortierellales; Mortierellaceae
Source: the annotation of a GenBank genome assembly
AUGGUUGCAGUGAUAACAACUAGUGCUUUGACCCGGCAACUCGUCAAUGCCGCAAAUACUCCGACAGAACCUACCGUUCAAGCAUCAGCAACAGCACGGCAAAAAGAAGUGAUCCAGCGGGACCGGUCCUCUUUCUAUCCAUCCGAGUCGUCAAGGACAUUUGGCAGACCGUCGAUGGACUCGACCGAUCACAAGGACACCCACGACCAAGAGAUAAUGAGCACGAGUAGCUUCAGCUUCGAGGACAGCGCUAUCGCAUACACAGAGAUGGAUAUGUCCAUGACCUCCCCCACCCGACAUACCAAAUCACCCCCGACUUCAGCAUCCUCCUCCCUCACCUCCACAGGACGGCGACGCAUGAUUGCAGAAUCUAGCAUGAUUCUCAGCGGAGGGGCUGGACAGGCCGCUGUCAAUUCGGGAUCCGGCAUUGGAGGAGGUGCGCUGUCUCCUGCUUGGUCCAUGACCUCCAUUCCUCGAGAUAUCAGUGCCAACUAUUGCCGAAGCGGAGACGACUCAACUGCACCUGCCAUCGCGCCCAUGGACGAAAAGCUCUAUAGAGCCACCUCAUCACCAGGCGAUCUGCAGGCUUUGAUCCAAACAUCCGCCAAAUAUACCACACAGUGUGCACUCUUUAAGGUCUUAAAGGCAUACUCCAACUACAACAGCCGCGUCGGAUACUGUCAAGGAAUGGCGAGCGUAGUUGCUACUAUGCUGACCUUCUUUGAUGCCGAGAAAACAUUUGUGCUUUUGGCUCAGCUGUUUGACCGGUACAACAUCAACGAGCUUGUUGUUCCCGGCUUCCCGGCACUGUUUGAAGCAUUCUUCAUUCAGGAAGAACUGACAAAGAUCUAUGCACCCAACGUUUUUCAGGCUCUUGAAACGAUGGGAAUUGCAACGCCAAGCUACGCGUCGCGUUGGUACAUCACCCUCUAUUCCGCAGGUGUUGUCCCUUACCGAACAUUGCUUCGGAUAUGGGAUAUUUUGUUACUUGAGGGCUUUGACUGGCUCUACUUUAUGGCCCUAGCCCUCUUGAAGUAUCACGAACAGGCGCUUGUUCUCAAUAACUUUGAGCGGACGAUGGAGAUGCUGAACGCAAAGAUGGACAUUCAGGACGACGAGCGGCUAUUGAAGAUCGCGAGGAAGCUAUCGAGGCAGGCCAAGCAAACAGGCAUUGUCGCCAAGCUGAAGAAGACCUAUGCUGCCAAAAUGAAGCAGCCAGCUUAG